UAUCGUUAGCUGCUCAGCGCGGACUCUCUGGGGCCUCGUCUCCUCUCCGCCGACGCCGUCACCGGCGCUUGAAACCCUACGCCUCUUGCUCCUCGCCGGAACCCGCAGGUUCAUGGACCGGCAAGCCCAGGACUACGCGGCCGCGGCUAUGGCGUACGCGCAGGCGCAGCAGGCGCCGCCGCAGUAUGGCUACCACCCGCAGGCGCAGGCGCAGUACCCGGCCCCCCACCCUCACGCCGCGCCGCCCUACGCCGCGCCGCAUCCGCAGUACGCGCACGCGCCCUACCCGCGCGCCAUGCCGCCGGCCUACCCGCACCUCCCGCCGCACCAGCAGCCGCCUCCCCCCUUCGCGGCUCACCCCCCGCCGCCGCACCACCCCUACGUGCAUCCGCCGCCCUUCGACUCCUCCGCCCCGCCUCCGCCGCAGCCCGUGGCGCCGCCGGCUGAUCCGGAGCUCCAGAAGCGCAUCGACAAACUCGUCGAGUACAUCGCCAAGAAUGGGCCCGAGUUCGAGGCCAUGAUUCGCGACAAGCAGCACGACAACCUGGACUACGCCUUCGUCUUUGGCGGGGAAGGCCACGCCUACUACAGGUACAUGCUCUGGCUCUUGCCGCGCCCCCCGCCGGCACCGUACCCGCCGGGGUCGAUGCAUAUGAUGCCGCCGAUGGGUCCGAUAUUGCGGGGGCCGCCGAUGCACCAGGCGGCAUACCCUCCGUUCUACGACCAGCACCAGCAGUUUGCUGCUGCCCAUGGGCAUGGGGAGUAUGAAACCGCGGCACAAUCCUUCAAGGGACUUUCAGGGCCGCUCCCCACGGAUGUUGCUGCUGAGCUGCAAGAAGUGCUUGGCAAUCUUAAUGGCACCAAGGAAUCAAUUAAGGGAGCCAAGACGUGGUUUAUGCAAAGGGCGCCAUUUGCACCAGCUCUAGCUGAAGCUCUUAGGGAGAGAGUAUUUGCCUUGGAGGAUCCAGAGAGGCAGCUGCACAUUAUUUUCCUGGUGAAUGAUAUUCUUUUUGAAAGCUUACAAAGACGAACUCAUAUCCGGGACCUUGAUAGUGUGGCUAUUGCUUUUAAAUUUGUACUGGGCUCCAUGCUUUCAAGGAUCUAUAAUAAUCCAGAGAGCAAAGAUCAUAAUCAGACCUGCCUUGAGAAAAUCCUGCAGUUCUGGGGUUCAAAGGAAGUUUAUGACCAGGAGGCCAUCGCUAACCUUGAAAGAGAGAUGAAAGGUGGGGUGCCAUAUCCUUUGGCACCGCGACAUGUUUCACCAGAUCCCUCUGCUAUUUCAGGAUCAGCGCAGCUGCCCUCAAAAUGGUCUUCGGAUCCUCCAGAGAAUGAUAAGGCAAUCCAUCCUGUUUCUGCUCCACCACAAUCUGUGCCUUCUGCACAAUUUUCAGCAAACCAAUUUUCAGCUGGUGUUUACCCUCCCGUAGGUCAAAAUACUUUUUCAGGAUCUUUGACCGUGCAACCGUCCUUACCUGCCUCUCUGCUUCCUCUAAGUGCUGCUCCAACUACUACAAAUGAUUCAAACCCACCUCCUUAUCCAUUAUUUCCCCCUGGCCUCAUUCCCGGAAUGGUUCGAAAAAUGCAAAUUGGGAGUGGAGUGCCAUACUCUCCCUUGAGCCCACUUGACAUCCCCACGGUCAUCCCUCCGUCGACUGUUCCAGAGUCCGAGAUCCUUGAGCGUGUAUCAAAGUUCUUCAGGGAGAUUGGGGAGGUAAACCCAUCAGAAGGUCCGAUGAAGCAAAGUGAGCCUGAUGAUUAUGAUGACUAUGAGAGGGAACUUCCUGCUCGAAAGGGAGGCGCAUGUAUUCCUCCCCCGCCUAACUUGCUUGUAAACCCAGAGACAGGGAUGCGUGCUGAUGGUACCGUUGGUAGCAAACCAGGGUCCAGCGGCCGGUUGGGUCUUGGAGCUUCUGCUGAUCCAAAUGAGGUGAGCCAGUAUGAUGAUGUCUAUUCUUCUUAUCGUAAACAGAGGAGCACUACAUACCAUUCCUCCAUCAGUACUCGCUCAUCGACAUCAAGGUGAAAGUGGCAUAAAUAUUGGGAGCGCCUCACCCUUUUUGGCUCACAUUGGAAGUGAUUUUGUAUGAGUGGACAGAAUUAUCUUAACAAAUUGUUGUACCAUGCAACUUUGUAAUAUCGCAAAAGAUGUGAACUACAGCUUAAAUUCGAGCGUAGUAUGCCAGUUGCAGAUUA
Molecule: messenger RNA, 2193 nt
Organism: Phragmites australis (common reed)
Lineage: Eukaryota; Viridiplantae; Streptophyta; Magnoliopsida; Poales; Poaceae
Exons: 3
Coding region: 113-2023 (636 amino acids)
Biological process (GO): intracellular calcium ion homeostasis; RNA processing
Cellular component (GO): perinuclear region of cytoplasm
Molecular function (GO): RNA binding
Source: RefSeq, a predicted model, not a curated record